UCCUUUCUUCUACCCUCCCAUUCAUAAAACUCACUUCCCUCCCCCUCGGUGGUUGCAACAUCAUACCCACAGCCCUCAACCGCAGUCGCCUUUAUACACGAGCGAGUGCUGAAGACCCACUCGCCUGCUAUUCACCUCCUUCAUAUUAUACCCUGAAUAUCUGGACUGUCUUUUCUCCUCGUGCGUGGAGCCUACCCACUCCACUGGACUAUACCAACACGCAAACGUCGUGUGCAACGGAGAGAUGAGAAUAGCCUCCUGAAACCACGUGUUGCUAAAUGCUGCUUUAAAGUGAAGACGUGCGUGGCACUAGCCGACCCAUGGAGUCCAGGGUUCCCCACCACAUCCCCGGAGUGUCCUCCUCCCUCAUAUCUCAGCCUUUACUGGACAGUCGAGUGCCCUACGGACGUCUUCAACAUCCUUCCCCCAUAUACUCCAUUGAUCAGAUAAAGUCAUCCCACGUGGAAAACGACUAUAUCGACAGCCCUGCUGUUGUCUCCCAGCAGCCACUGAGCCAGAAGUCAGCCAACCGUAGAAUUACCUGGCUUGGCCAGAAUCAAGAGGCCUUCCUUGGGGCAAACCACAACCACCAUCAUAAUCAUCAACAUCAGCCCCACCAGCAGGGCAGGUGUGAGCCUCACCCUCACCAGGAUACCACCACCCAUCCUUGGAUUUCCUUUAGUGGGAGGCCCAGCUCCAUCAGCAGCAGCAGCAGUACUUCGUCUGAUCAGAGGCUGUUGGACCAUGCAGCACCCACGCCUACAGUGGACCACCAAACAAACUUGCACCCUAACCACGGCCCUCUCCACGCAAUCAGUACCCAGACGCCAGGCUGCUUCAGUUCUUCUAAAGUCCUCACUUCCUCGUCCUCUGCUUCCUCUUGCUCAUCUUCCUCUAAAUCUCUGGACCUCAAAUCUACAAAGAUCCCUGCAGGAGGUGUGAGCUCCACUGGGAGCCAUCAAGGGUUGGUGCUGAUCCCUUCUUCCCCAACUGAGAAGAAGCAUCUGCUUCUCUGUGAGCAUUGUGGGAAGUGUCGAUGCACGGAGUGUACACUCCCCCGAACCUUACCCUCUUGCUGGGUCUGCAACCAGGAAUGCUUGUGCUCCGCUCAGAGCCUGGUGGACACAGCCACCUGCAUGUGCCUGGUCAAAGGGAUCUUCUACCACUGCACCGAGGAUGAGGAUGAUGAGGGUUCCUGUGCAGACAAACCCUGUUCGUGCUCCCAGGCCAACUGCUGUGCUCGCUGGUCCUUUAUGGCCGCCCUUUCGAUUGUCCUGCCUUGUCUCCUCUGCUAUCUACCAGCUACAGGUCUGGCUAAACUGGGACAAAAGUGUUAUGACAAUGUUAGCAGGCCUGGCUGUCGCUGCAAGAACUCACAGGGCAUCAAUGUUCCUGUGUGCAAAAGUGGAGGCAUGGAAGCGAAAGGUGGGACAGAGAAGCCGCAGCAGGGGUCAUGAUAGUGGACAAGACUGUCAAGAGGUGGCCUUGCUCUUAAAUGGACCAUACAGUACUCACUUAAUCUCUAUGGACAGGACAAUCCAACACAGACCUAUGAAAACUACCCCAUUAAUCUGCUGGAAGAUGAAUUAUAUUAAAGAAAGGUACUUACAUGGCUUUUUUGACCUGUUUGGCAGUGUGGAUGAUCAAACUGGGCCGUCAGAGAGUUGGCCAGUAAGAAUAGCAAACAGGCCCUCUGAGAUGUUCAUCGAGUUUUUGUAAGUGUGACACAAGAAGAGGAGACGUGACUGUGGGACUGGUGUUUGUACUGUGCAAGAAUGGAGGCACAAGAUCGUUGUACUUUUCUGCUGCUCAAUAUUUCUCAGCUAAUUUUGUAAUUCAAAGCUAACCUGUAACAGAUUCUCACAUUACUUAAGAAUUAGUGAUAGAGAUAAACAAAUAAAUUUGCCCCCACCCACCGCUAAAAGCACAGCCCAACGUCAAACAGUAAAACAAACGAUCAUCUGUGGAAAAACGAGGCUUUGGAGUUAGCCUUUGCAGGAAACUACUUCUUCAAGCAUUACUGACUUUACCAUCUUUUAGUGUUGCCAUUUCUCUCCUUUAAAUACAUGAACUUGCUAGCAUUCUAUCUCUAGUUUUUUAUCUUCAUGUUGGAGUUGUAAAAACAAACCUUUUUAGACCUUAAAAUGAUAGUAAUUUCCCAUAAUUCCCACUCCGUAUUGUGCAGUUGCGCUGCACGUGAGGCAUAACACUUUAAUGUGUAUUUUCUCUUUUUUGGGUGGUGAAGCUUAGAUAUUCUGAAAUAAUUGAAUGCCGUUCACAGAUCAUCUCAGAUGUAAUGCAUGUCACAAUCUGCAUGCUCUAGUCUAAUGGUUAUUCAACGUGCUAUAGGAGUGGAUUUGUAGUAGAGAAAUGUGUAGAAAAGAGGGGGGAAAAAAGUACACCCAAACUUCUCAGGGACUGUCUUGGUUACCUCCAGAACUUGGCCUACUGCAUGUUUGAUUUCUGAACUGCCUAGGAGCCUUGUCUGUUUCCUCUUUGCUUCAAAAGGCAAAGAAACAUUUAGGGGCCAAAAAGGCAUUUGUGAAUAUUUGAAAAGUUUCUAGAGGAUGUUAAGAGAAUAACGACAACGAGGGAGAGGAGAAGUUUUGGAAAGUUCUUGUGUUUGUAUCCAGUCAGCCUUUGUUGAAAUCUAACCUGCUACUUGCACAAUCUUCUUAGGACCCCUUAAAGGAUGUACUAAAGCACAGUGUUGACCACCUAAGCUGUUUGGCCAUAACACCGGCCCACACUACAGUUAGCCGCACAUCCCUGCUUCUCCACACAUCAGUGUCUUCAUAAAAUUCUAAUAUGCUGCAUAGCUGUGUAAGUCAGAUCUUUUAUUCUUCAAAGUCUAUUUUUGUGGCUUGCAUGAUGUUCUCAAAACUUUGCCAAAGGAAGCUCAAACACAGUAGCAUGCUUCUGGAGCCUGGGUGAUCACAGUUGUCGCGCACUCCUGCCAAAUGGAGUUGACGGCAGUUGGUCGUUAAAGGGGAGCAGCCCUUUGACACAGAUGGCCAUUUCUCUCUGGUAUGAAGGCAUACCGUUUUUGUUGCUCCAUAACACACAACUCUCUGUUAAGUCAGACCCUUAACUUCCUCUUAAGGGAUGGGGUGGGGGGUGGGGGGUUGCUUAACUUUGCUCAUACUUGGGUUUGUCUUGUUGCACAAAACUGGUAUCACGCAGGAAAAGAGCAAGAAAAAAGAAAACAAGGUCCUUAGCGUUGAAUGUAUAAGGCAAUAUUUCAAAUCCUAGCAAUUCAGUUUGAGAGAAUGGUGCCAAAACUGAGAACGAAUGUGUUACGGGGCAAAAGGCCUGUCAGGUGACGGUGGGCAGAAAAACAAAAUCCCAAAUGUUCUGACAUUUAGUAAUAGAGCUAUGCAGGUGAAAUGUUCUUGGUGUAAAUAGUUUCACAACAUUUGUGUUCUUUAGAAGAGACUUUUAAAUGUCCUUGAAAGAUUGCAUGGUACAUUAUAACUACAACUCAGUACAAAGUAUAUAGAGAGUAUAUUAGAUAUAUAUUUUGAGGGUAAGAAACAGGUUUUUUUUUAGGUUGCAAGGAAGCCUAAAGCAGGGGGGAGGAAGGACUGGGGACAAAAAGUUUUUUUUCUAUCACUCGAUUAUUCAAUGUGUGCAGGCAAUAAAGGAAAUGAGUGGAAAGAAUCAGAUAUUUAAGCUAUCCGUGGCUCAUUAGCAGUCAAGAGUUUAAGCUAAGUCCUUUCUGGGUCUUGCAGACUGUGUGGACUCAUUGAAUCAAACACCAUUUACCCCAAUUAGUCCACUUCCUGCUGGUACUUUUCAGUGUCACAGCUCUUUCUCACUUGCAUUUUUGUCCUUUUUUUUUUUUUUUUUUUGCUCGCCGUUCUCCCUGAGAAACAGUCCUGCAAACACCCCCAGCCUGCCAUGAUUGACACACGCAGCUGCGGUGCAUAAACUUGUCAUACCACAGAGACACAGAAGAGACAGACAUGCCUGAAUCUUCUUUCUCCUCCUUUGUUUUUUUUAUUUUUAUUUUUUUACAGACACCUCCUCUCUGUUGCCUCUGUUUUUCUCCUGAUUUGUGCUUGGUAGCCCCCCUUAACACCAAUGGAGCUUCCUUUUAACAUUAAUGGCCUUUCUUUUCACUGCAAAAACAAUGCUUUUUCACUUUAACUUUACACUGUCACAUGUGCUCGCUAGGCUGCUCUGAAUGUGGAAAAGUCAUCAACAACUCAAGAAAAUUCUUUAUUUUCUUUUGCUGCAAUGCGGUGGCUUUUACACACCAAACCCCACAGAGUUUUUAACGUUAUUUUCAGCCCCAAUGAGGGGAAAAGUGAUUUGUUACUCCAUUCCUUCAGACCCUUGCUUUGUCAUUGUUGGAGAUUCAGAAACAAGAUCUGUGCUUUUUUGUUUUUGUUUGAAUAUAACAAAAUAAGAAAGAAAAAAAAUCUCAUAUAAAAUUCCCUUUAUAGAUAUAUUUAUUUUGAAGUUCUAUUUUAUAUAGUAUUUAUUUAGAUGCCAACUUUUUGUUUGUGAAGAAAGCUUAUGUCGAAAUGGAAUGUACAUUGACAAUGGAAAUAUAUAUUGUUAAAUACA
Oryzias latipes (Japanese medaka) is the source of this 4572-nucleotide messenger RNA. It is a transcript of the gene spry4, whose product is annotated as sprouty homolog 4 (Drosophila). Gene Ontology annotation, biological process: negative regulation of Ras protein signal transduction; animal organ development; negative regulation of fibroblast growth factor receptor signaling pathway. Gene Ontology annotation, cellular component: membrane; cytosol. The record is from RefSeq and is a predicted model, not a curated record. NCBI's taxonomy places the organism in Eukaryota, Metazoa, Chordata, Actinopteri, Beloniformes, Adrianichthyidae.